AUGAUCCGUCUUCUCGUCGCCUUUCUUUUCGUUUCGCUUGCUUCCGCUUUCAAUGUACUCGUUCUUUCGCCGGCUUUCGGAGGAAGUCACAUGAACUUUAUGGCUCACUUGGCAGAUACGCUCACGGAAGCAGGUCACAAUGUGGUCAGUUGAGGAUCCCCCUUCUUCCAUGCCCCCUCUCUUUUUCAGACAUUCUUGAUUCCCGUGGCAGACGAAGCAAGAAAGAAUCAACUGGGAGUGAAAGUCACAAAAGACGUCGUCAUCGUUGAGGUUUUGAGACGAAAAGUCAUUUAUCUGUUGCAUUUCAUUAUUUCAGCAAGACGAUGUGAUGAAGAAGGACACUCUGAUUGUGGAUGAUCAUAUGGACAUGAUGUGGACGGUCGACACGCAUGAUCCGAACUUCGAAGAGGUGUGCUUUUCUUCCAUUUGCAGUUCUCACAUCCUCUCCGAUUUCAGAUGUUAUUCUGGUUCAACACAAUAAUGGAGUUAUCGUGCGCCAACUUUUUGAGGAACACACAAGUGUUUGAGCAGAUGAAAGAACGCAACUUUGACGUGGCAAUUCUGGAGCCGCUCUCCGUGUGCGGACUGGGAUACUUCAAGCGGUUGGGCAUCGAGAAGACGAUCCUCGCUUCCUCUUGCUCUCUUUACGAUUUUGUCGUCCCGAACACCGGAGAGCCGGAAGAGCACAGUUAUGUUCCAUGUGAGUGAGGGAAACGGAGGGCAUUCUGAGUACAGUAACCGAGAGUUUCAGCACUUUCUGCUCAAACUGGAGAGCAAAUGAAUCUUUUGGAGAGGUACAAGAACUACAAACUCUCAAAGGUUUGUUGGAAUUUCGGACGGACGACAAGGAAUGUCUUUCAUUUUCAGGAAUCCAGACGGACAAUCGAGAGAUUGUUCGACAAGGAGACUGCAAUGUACCGUGAGCAUUUGGGAGAAGAUCUUCCCCAUUGGAGGGAGCUCCUUCCCGCCGCCUCAUUCUUUUUCACCAACUCGAAUCCAUACUUGGAUUUCCCUCGUCCUGUUCUACAGAAAACCGUCGCGAUCGGAGGAAUUUCGGUGAAUAUGGACAAGAUCCGAUCGCAGAAGAUUAACGAGAAAUGGGAUGAGAUACUCGAGAGAAGGGAGCGCAACAUGCUCAUUUCAUUCGGGUCAAUGGUCCAAUCGUAUCAAAUGCCUUCUGAAUGGAAGCAAAACGUUCUGAGAGUGAUCCGAUCCGAGCCGAACGUCACUUUCAUCUGGAAGUACGAAACGAACGACACCUCGUUCGCGCACGGCAUCGACAAUCUCGUGUUCUCUCAGUGGGUCCCCCAGACGGCCCUUCUCAACGACGACCGUCUGACGGCGUUCCUCACGCACGGAGGGCUCGGCAGCACGAACGAACUGGCUCAUUGCGGGAAGCCGGCAGUAACUGUACCAAUAUUCGGAGAUCAAGUUCGGAAUGCAAACAUGCUCGCGAGACACGGAGGAGCGAUAUUCGUGUGGAAGAACGAGCUGGGAGAUUUCGGAGUGCUCCGGAGAGCAGUUCACUCGAUUCUCUACGAUCGGAAGUACACGGAGAGCGCCCGUCAGCUGGCCUCCAUCCUUGAGAAUCAGCCCCACCAGCCAAAGGAUCUGGUGGUCAAGCACACCGAGUUUCUGGCCAAGUGAGUGAUCCGUUCCCUUCGAUCAUUCAUCUAUUUUUAUGCAGAUACGGUCCGUUCCCUCAAAUGGAUCCCUACGGUCGUAAACUGAAUGUUUUCGCACGCAAUUUCUUGGACGUCUAUGCUCUCGUGGCUUUAGGUUACACAGUAAUCGCCACUGUUUCCAUUCUCACUCUGAAGUUUGUGCUCUCCAAAGUUUCGAUUCGAAUCGUCAAGAAGAAGGAUUUCUGA
Caenorhabditis sp. 36 PRJEB53466 is the source of this 1871-nucleotide messenger RNA. The record is from the annotation of a GenBank genome assembly. Lineage: Eukaryota; Metazoa; Nematoda; Chromadorea; Rhabditida; Rhabditidae.